UUUGAUAAAGUGAAGCCAAGUUUAGUGGUAGGCAAUAAGCCAGUUUACGUAUCGGCUGCUGGAAGUACAGAUCGGCAUGGGGAACAGCAAAGGAGGGCGAUUUAGGUCCGCCGUCUUGGCACUAUCUUUUUUAUUUCUCGUCUUUCUGGAGCAUGCUGCACAAGGAGCUCCUGCAAAGGGAAGAUUCAUGUGGGUGCGAUGCAAACCCGACAGCAAGGAUGCCAACUGCAUUGAGCAGAAAGGUCCAUGGAUUGACCUUCCCAAAUCUGGAGUUAAUCGAAUCCUGCCACCCAAUGCGGACCCUGAGCAGAUGAUGAGAAUGGUAAAUAACUUCAAUGAAGAAGACCUUUCUGGAGACUUCUCUGGUGAUGUCCAAAUCGAGGGAAAGCCAGAGCCUGAUUCUAAAUCUAAAGUUGAUGUGGCGCGGUUAACAAAGAAAGAAGAGGAAGUAGAAGAAGAGGAAGGAAGUGCAUUGGACAGCACAAGCCCACCGGAUGAGGCAGAAGUGGAUUACUCCCUCUACAGCUACCCGGUCAGAGUCCCUGCAAAUCAGCAAGGCAUAACACAAGACCUAAAGCUUCAGGAGGAGGGCUUCAUUCUGUGAAGUAACUGGUUUAAGAAAAAGUAAUUGUCAGGGCAUUGCAUUCUUUAUUUUACUUACUGUUUUUCAAUCUGCAAACCUUUUAGCUGAAACAUUUAAUUUUGUUUUUCAACCCACCCCACCACCACUCCACUCCCAAGAAUCUUUUGCACAUAAGUCCUGCUUUUUUGACUCAACUUGCUUUAUGCGACAGGACUAUCUCUGUUUGUAUUCUAGAAAUGUUUUUACAAUACCACUUGGCUCCUGAAUUUUAUCUAAUAAGUAUUUAAAUUUUUUUAUGGAAAAAUGCUGUCAGGGACACUGUCUGGCAGUGAAUUUUCUUCUUCUCUCUUCUGGACUUUUCUUUUCAUGGCAAUGGCAACUAGUGCAUCACUGUGGUACGGCAAACUUGAGGAAAGCAGAGCCAUGGCUUUUUACGUUUAAUAGCUGAUUUAAUAGCUGCUUAGGCCUUAUGCUGAUGUCAAAUGUCUCUGGCAGGUGAUAUGCCAUAGCAAUUUUGGCAUCGUUUACCUUCUACCAAGCAUAAUAAAACUGGCAGAUUUAGGAAGAAACCCUGCAGACGUUUUACUAGAGAUUGAUAGGUGCAAUUUUUAGAAAACAUGCAAUCUCGUAUCACCUAUAUGCUGAUGACUGCCAAAUUUAUUUCUCCCUCAAGUCAACUGACUCCACUAAACCUCUUCUCAACUGCUUAUCUGACAUUAAGGACUGGCUGGCUGUAAACUUCCUUCACCUGAACGAUUCAAAAACCGAGGUCAUUGUUUUUAGUCCCGACCGCAAACAGACCCUACCCCUUGACCUCGACUUUCUUCCCAUUCCAGUAACUUCGUCUGUUUCCAAUCUUGGAAUCAAAAUGGAUAUGGUCCUGAAAAUGGAUGCUCAAGUCAACAGCACAGUAAAAUCCUGCUUUUUCCAUCUCAGGCGAAUUGCCAAACUCAAACCAAUUCUGCCUUACCACCUCCUGGAAUCAGUAAUCCAUGCAUUCAUUACGUCCCGGCUCGACUAUUCUAAUUCCUGCCUAUAUGGUAUUAGUAAAGCCACUCUUUCGAGACUCCAAUUGGUUCAAAAUGCGGCUGCAAGACUUUUAACUGGAAGCAGCAGAAGCCAACACAUUACACCGAUUUUAAAAACCCUACACUGGCUGCCGGUUAGCUUCAGAAUUGAUUUUAAGAUACUCCUCUUAACCUAUAAGGCACUAAAUGGUCUAGCCCCUGCCUACUUGAGUGUCUUGCUCCAUCGUCACAAUCCCCCUUGUGUUCUUAGAUCCGCAGAUCAGCUGCUCCUAACCGUUCCCAAGGCACAUUUUAAAGCUCGUGGUGAAAGGGCUUUUUCUGUCUGUGCACCCAAGCUCUGGAACUCCUUACCUUUAGUGGUUAGGCAAGCCGCUUCAGUCACCACAUUCAAAUCACACCUAAAAACGCACUUCUUCACAUUGGCUUUUAAUUCUUAACCUGUCUUAUUCCCACUUGCUUUUUGCUAUUUCUCUGUUUUAUUGGGUCCCCUGACCUGUUUUUUAAUGUCUGUUUUAAUUCUCUCUUAAUGUUUGUUUUUAAUAUUUUGCUUUUAGUCUUGCUUGUUUUAACUGUACAGCGCUUCGGUCAGUUGUAAUGCUGUGUUUUUAAGCGCUUAACAAAUAAAAAUGGUAUGGUAUGGUAUUGUUAAGCGGCCUUUCAGUAGGCUGCUGUGUGAUCUGUCCUAAGACCUCAUCUGUUUAAUCUUGCUUGGAUCCACCACAGAUAUUGUUAUUGAAACUCUGCCUCUUGCCUUCUCUCCCCCUAUUUUUAUGAGUUCUAGCCAGUAAACCCGCAAUUAGUAUGUGAUAUUCAUUAAUCGUGCCUUCAUGUGCUGUGGAACAGGUGGAAAAUGUUUCCUGGUAGGAAAUGUUAAGAGAAUGCCCUUCAAGUUGCCACUUGAAAUUAGCAAAGUUGUGACAUAACAUUGACCUGCCAUUCUUUUGAUAAUAAUGUGUAUGUUUAAAUUGGAACAUGAGCCUAAUGUCAUCCACAGAAGUACUUGUUAAGGGGACCCGAGCAUCAAGUGGGGAUCUCCUACUAAUUUGUUUUCUCAUUUUACCCCAUUGUCUUAAAAAGGUUAAUUUCUGUUUAUAGUUCAAGCUUUAGUCUUUAAUUUUCCAGUCUAUUCAUGCCAGUGCCAGGCUAAACAAAAAUGUAAAACAUUUUGGUAAUUUUUUCAUGUUUGCUUCCUAUAGCUUUGACCCCGCCAAGCCUAAAAGCAGGUACUUCUCACUUCCGUGGUGCUCUAGGAGGUGCCAUUGUACAGAACUCUAGACACAGAUACAUGCUUACUCUUUCUGAACAUUUGUCAGGAAGAUGAUCACAUGCGGUGGUGUGAAGUGCAAUGCAGAGGUACACCCGGCCAAAAAACAAUAGGCAUCUUUUUUGUUAUUCAUUUUGGUAUAUUAAAUUUAUGCAGAUGUGUGAUGCAGCAAAAAGUAUUUUUUCUUAUGCAUGCUAUGUUAAAAAUAUUACUAAAUGCUUUUUUAUAUGUAUUAUUUGUUUUCAUAUAACUUAUUUUAUAGUGUGUUAGAUGGAUAGAAGGGAAAUGAUUUAUGUCAUUUUAAACUGCACAGCCAACUUCAAUCUUCUAUGCAAGUUUAUAAUUGUUUUCAAUUUGCCUUUUGUAAAGAAAUAUUGAGUAAAAAUUGUAUAAAGAAUAAAGGCCUUCAUUUUUA
Messenger RNA from Erpetoichthys calabaricus (reedfish), 3290 nucleotides. RefSeq names its product serglycin (gene srgn). Lineage: Eukaryota; Metazoa; Chordata; Cladistia; Polypteriformes; Polypteridae. Bases 77 to 604 code for a protein of 175 amino acids. The transcript is spliced from 3 exons. The record is from RefSeq and is a predicted model, not a curated record.